Messenger RNA from Symbiodinium natans, 1281 nucleotides. Lineage: Eukaryota; Dinophyceae; Suessiales; Symbiodiniaceae. The record is from the annotation of a GenBank genome assembly.
AUGCAGUACCUGCUGGCACUCGGCGGUGUGGUGGUCGUGGCCGGCUGCAUGCGCAUCAGUUUGGUUUCGUCGAUCUUGGCAGCGCUCGGGUUCCGUGGAAGGCCACAGGUUGUGGGCAUUGAUUUGGGAACGACCUUUUCCGUCGUUGCGUUGAAAGCAACCGACGGGACCAUCUCCAUCAUCCCAGACCAUGUUACGGGCAAGCAGCUUCUACCGUCGGUCGUGACCUUUAUGGCCGAUGGGAAGAUUAUUGUAGGUGACGGAGCAGUCGAGAAUCGAGGCCGGUACCCCCAGCACACGAUCUUCAACGCCAAGCGAUUCAUCGGGCGAAGGCUUGGGGAGGUCUCCUUAGAAGCUGGCACCCACGCCUACCACGUCUCUGCGAACUUCACCAAAGACUCCCGAAGUCCCUCUGCCACCGAUCUCAGUGGUCCGGCAGGCUUUGCCGUCGCCUUUGCGGACGGCACCGAGAGGUGGAUCUCUCCGGUAGAGGUUGGUGCGGAAGUUGUCAGGCACAUGCGGCGUUCAGUUUCUCGUCAUCUUGGCUUCGAAAUAUCGCGAGUCGUGAUCUGUGUUCCUGCCAAGUUUGGCGUUGCUGAAACCAAGGCAACGCAAGAAUCCUUCGAGCGGGCUGGGAUGAAGGUCAUGCGCAUCCUCGAGGAGCCAACAGCAGCAGCGGUGGCGUACAACCUACACCAAGGUGAGGGCGUGAGGCAUGUGCUGGUCUAUGAUAUUGGCGGCGGCACGUUGGACACCUCCUUGCUUUACAUGAACGGGAAUGCGGUGAGCGUUCUCAGCGUUGCUGGAGAUGACCACCUUGGCGGCUCGGACUUUGACACCCAGAUGCGGCGGCUGCUGGAGUCGAAGCUGGAGCGCGGCGAAGCGCGGACGUCGGCCGCUGGGGUCGGAAAGGAAAGCUGUGACAGCUCGGGGCUCCACAUCUUGGCGGAAGCCGUCAAGAUCAGGCUGAGCAACAACAGUCAGGCUGAAGCGAUCUGUCACAGUGAUGGAAUCGACCGAGUGCUGGUCGUGACCCGCGCGGAGUUUGAAGAAAGCGCCGCGGAGCUUUUCGGACGCGCCAUGGCGCCCGUUCAGAAGGUUUUAGACGACCAGAUGAUGACCGCUGACUAUAUUGACGAUGUCGUGCUCGUUGGCGGCGCGUCUCGAAUGCCAAAGCUGCGCGAGCUGCUGCAGGAGUUCUUCGGGCCGACAAAGCGGCUACACACAGAAAUUGACCCAGACAUCACUGUUGCUUGGGGUGCAGCAAGCGUGCUUGACUGA